UUUUGCUUCUUUUGUCAUUUCCAUCCAUAAGAAACCUGUAAUCACAAACCAUAAAUUCAUAUUAGUGAUGGAUUCUGAGUAAUUCCUGGUUUAACUGUAGAAACUGUUCUGGAGCAGCUGCUUCGUGUUCACUUUGUUUCCUCUAAUCAGCUUCAUUCGGUUCAGCUGUGUUCGCUCUGGUUCACCUGCAGCCAAUUAACUCUUCCAACGGUUUUUUUUUUUUCUUCUUCUUCUGGAGCCUAUAAGACCCGCUCCACUGCAGGGCUUCUUCUUCCCAUAGAAGCUUCCAGGUCGUCUUCAGCAGGAACAUGAACGAAAUCCAGGCUGGGAAAUCCGCCGAAGCUACGCCGAAGCAAACUUUCAGCUGCACGCAGUGCGGAGCGACUUUCGCCAAACAUGGGAGGCUGAAGGAGCAUGAGACGGCGCACACCGGGGCUGUAAGGCACAAUUUCCCGCAUUUUGCACACAAAACUGAAUAUAAAAGGGCAUUCUUGAGCGCUAAAGUUGCACCAAAACGUCCACAGCGUCCGUGUGUGUGCGAAGUCGCCGGCUGUGGGCGCAGUUUCACCAGAAAAGCGCACCUGAGCCGCCACGUGCUGCAGCACGGAAGCAUCAAACAGUUCAAGUGUAAGUUCUCCACGUGCUCACAGAGCUUCGCGAACGCGGGGAAGCUGAAGCGUCACGUGGGCUACGCUCAUGGAGACAAGGACCAGUACUUCAAGUGCCAGCAGCCAAACUGCUCGUUGACCUUCAGGAAGCGCAGAUUGUUUAAGUUGCAUCUGCAGCAGCAUGGAGAGUCUCCGAAUUUCAAGUGUUCAAAGGACGGAUGUGGAGCUUCGUUUGACUCCCACAUCGCCCGUAAAGCCCACGAGAAGAAGCAUGCAGGUUACUGCUGUCCUCGUGCUGACUGUCAGGUGAUAGAAGUCACCUGGUCGAAGCUGCAGAAGCACCUGGCCAAACACCCAGUGUCCCGUCCAUGCAGAGUGUGCAAGAAGGAGUUUAAGAAGGUGGAUUCUCUGCGUAGACACAAGCGGAUCCAUUCGUCCCAUAAGCCGGUUCUGGUUUGUCCCAGAGACAACUGUCAGGCGUAUUUCUCCACCACCUUCAACCUGCAGCAUCACAUCCGCAAAGUCCACCUGGAGCUGCUCAAGUACAGGUGUCCCUUCGCCGACUGCCCCCGCGUGUUCGCCAUGAGGGAGAGUCUGAGCAGACAUCUGAUCCGUCAUGAUCCCAGCGCCGUCAGCCCGAAGAAACGUCAGCGGCCAAAGAAGUGGUGGCAGCGGCGUCUGAACGGACACCAGCUUCCCCUGGUGGAGGAAAACCUGAACCGACUGUUCGCCUUACGGAUGAGACUCUCCAGGAGAACCAAAGUGGAGACAAACCUGUCGGGUCUGUUCAAUGAGCGCAAGAUUCCUCAUUACGUGGACCCGGAGGUGAACCUGCGAAGCCUGUUCACCAUCAAACGUCCAGCAGAGAAACCCGAAGCUGCAAAGGUGAAAUAAAAAGGUUUUCUGUCAUAUUUAGAAAAAAGAAAAUUGGGUCUCUUUAGUUGAGGUUUCAUAAUGUAGCUUCAUACAUGAAAUGAUAAAUGUGACAUUGGACGCUGAUUUACUUUCUAAAGACUGCAGGUCUUGACUGGAGUGUUUGUUUUGUGACUUUGUCGACCCAAUAAAUUGAUUUCUCAUUCUUG
This is a messenger RNA of Acanthochromis polyacanthus (spiny chromis), 1690 nucleotides long. It is a transcript of the gene 42sp43, whose product is annotated as P43 5S RNA-binding protein. The transcript has 8 exons. Gene Ontology annotation, cellular component: nucleus. Bases 309 to 1502 code for a protein of 397 amino acids. The record is from RefSeq and is a predicted model, not a curated record. Lineage: Eukaryota; Metazoa; Chordata; Actinopteri; Pomacentridae.